Lingula anatina is the source of this 1816-nucleotide messenger RNA. RefSeq lists its product as uncharacterized. NCBI's taxonomy places the organism in Eukaryota, Metazoa, Brachiopoda, Lingulata, Lingulida, Lingulidae. The record is from RefSeq and is a predicted model, not a curated record.
UAGUAAAAUAACUUACAUAUAGCUAACAGGUGGUUCCUACCCCACAUAUAUGGAACUAUAUUUUCUCUUUUGUCUAUUAUUUUGUUAUUUUCAGGCAUUGAAUGGAAUUGAAAGAGAACUGAUUCAUGUCACCUCUAAAGAGAAGGUGACCAGUCUUAUGAGACUCGCCCAAACGCUGGAGCAGCAUGUGCAGCAUCUGCCACUAGGAGACACCAUGCAGCAACCCCCUACUGCAGACACAUACACCAGAGCAACAGUGGGAGACAUCCUGGAAUCCAUUCAGGAAGAUCCAAGCAAUAAUAGUUAUGAUGAAGAGUAUGACAGUGUUCAGACUGAAGCAAAUGGGAACCUAAGACCUGCAUCAGGUGACACUGAUGCUCACAGUUUUGGUGAUAACCAUGGGAGGAUUGUGAACUACAUGACAGAGAUCAGUUCUGAUUAUAGCUGUGUUGAUGAUGGUGAGGAGGAAGAUGGGGAACAGAAGGAUAGGGAGGAGUCCGGUGAGGAAUGGGUGGAGGGUGAGGAACAAGAGGAUGGGGAGGAGGCGGGUGAGGAACAGGAGGGUAAUCAUGAGGAGAAGGAAGAAGAGGGUGAUGAGAAAAAGGAGGAAGAUGGGGUAGAGGAGGACAGUCACCUUGAAGCUUUUUCUGUAGAUCCUUCUGCAAAAGCUCAUGUUAAAGAAGAAAUUCAGUAUACUGAUGAGGUACACCAAGGUUCAAACUCCAAAGAGCAUGUUUAUUCAGAAGAUUCAGAAAUUUCAGUUGCUGCCUCCAUGAGGGCUUUAUCUGACUUGUUACAAGAACUUGAUAAUGGAGAACAGUCUGCUGAAGAAACAAUGGCAGAGGGAUCUGUUCAGAAACCGGACUGUUCAAAUGAGGAAUGCCUUCCAACUACUCAGUCUUCAACCCUUAUUACUGGUUCAGUUGACAGUGGACAAUCUCAAUCUGAUGUACCACCAUCAACACCCACCAAUUCAUCUACUGCCCCACUCCCAACCCCAUCACCUCCAACCCCACUCCCCCAAGGCACCCCACCACCUCUCCCACCCCCUCUGUGUGCCCCUCCACCCCCUCCCAGUGCCCCUCCUCCACCUGGUGGUCAGUUUGGUAUGAAGACAGGACGCACGCUGAAGAAAACUACUCAGCAGAAGUUGCGAAUGUUUAGAUUUUCUACGCUUCCAGUUAAUGCGGUAGACAACUCUGUAUGGAAGGACUUGCGAGACCUGACCUCCAGUAUCAACACCAAAGCUCUGGAGGACAUGUUUGCACUGGAGGAGAACAAGACACAGAGAACGGCUUCCACUGCUGUGCAACCAGGCCUGAGCAAACAACAGCCAAAAUCAUUGUUAGAUCCCAAGAAGGCUCAGAACCUGGGGAUCUUCCUGAUGGGCCUCAAGAUGUCUGCUGCCCAACUUAAGCAGAAGUUGGACAUUGUGGAUGAAACCUCUGGAGGGCUGACAACAGAGCAGAUCACAGCUAUAAGAAGGUAUCAACCAGAUAAAAAUGAGCAGAAGACAUUGGAACAGUACUCUGGUGUGGUCAGUGACCUGGACAGAGCUGACCAGUUCAUGUUAGAGCUGUGCAGGAUACCCCACCUGGACCUGAAGCUGGAACUGUUACUGGCCAUACGUGAGCUGGCAGCUCAAAUAGAUGACAUAGAGCCAAGCAUGGAGCUGGUCAGUGUGGCAUGUGAUGAGCUUCUCGGCAGCCAAAUGUUUGUGGUCGUCUUGGAGUAUAUUCUGGCUGUUGGGAACUACAUCAACAGUUCAGGGGGAAAAGGAGGCCUCAUGGGAUUCCACCUGUCAUCUCUUUUGAAA